UCCGGCCGCGUCUCGCUAACUUUUCGCCGUAAACAGGCUGCGAGAGUCGGACAGGGUUCGGAGCUCCAGAUGUCUGAUGUCCGCGAUUCGGUCUGGUUUCGGCUCUGAAGUGUGCGCCUGACUGCGCCCAUUUUCCCGCAGCACGAAGCGAUAAAAGCGCACAGAACUCGAGCACACACAGAGAGAGGCGGCUAGCAGCGGUGCUAACGUUAGCGGCGAGGAGCAGCGCGGCCCCAACAAACCUGGACCCGAUGUCGCUGGUUGAUUUGGGGAAGCGGCUGCUGGAGGCGGCUCGGAAAGGUCAGGAUGACGAGGUUCGAAACUUGAUGGCCAAUGGAGCACCAUUCACCACUGACUGGCUCGGGACGUCCCCGCUCCACCUGGCCGCUCAGCACGGCCAUUACUCCACCGCCGACGUCCUGCUGAGGGCCGGCGUCAGCAGAGAUGCCCGCACUAAAGUGGACCGGACCCCGCUGCACAUGGCUGCUGCGGAGGGACACACAGUCAUCGUGGAGCUGUUGGUCCGGAACGGUGCAGACAUCAACGCUAAAGACAUGCUGAAGAUGACGGCGCUGCAUUGGGCGGCACAGCACGGGCACCACAGCGUGGCCGAGACGCUCAUCAAGCACGGCGCCGACGUGCACGCGCUCAGCAAGUUUGACAAGACGCCUUUCGACAUUGCCGUGGACAUCCAGAACACAGAGCUAAUGCUGCUGCUGCAGGAGGGCAUGCAGAACCAGGUGAACAUGAACCAGGUGAGCAUGAACCAGGUGAGCAUGAACGUGGAGACGAGCACCACCACCAACCAGCCGCAGUUCAUCAUCCAGGGAAUACCUGCCAUUCCGGGGGGUGUGGUCAACCUGGCUGAUCUUCUCAACAAGGCCAAUGCAGGAGAUUCUGAGGAGGCGAUGGCCGCCAGCGCUCUCGACUCCAACAUCCAGCACGCCACCGUCGUCAACGAGGGCGGUCAGAGGGUCAUCACCAUAGUAACGGACCAGCAUGGAAACCUGCAGACGACCGGAGGGAUGGCGCAGCCGUUCUUUGUCACCAUGCAGCACGGACAGCAGAUGCUCGCUGUGCCGGCCAACACGGUGACUGAGGAAGUGGUGACGGAGGAGCCGCAGCCCCCGCCCUCCAGGAAGAGGAAGCUGGAGGUGACCAACAACCACAACAACACAGGAGAGACGGAGCUGUUGCAGAGGCAGCUGCAGGAGGCCAACAGGAAGGCACAGGAGUACAGACAGCAGCUGCUGCGUAAGGAGCAGGAGGCCGAGGAGUACCGGAUCAAGCUGGAGGCCAUGGCCCAGAGUCAGGCCAACACCGGCAGCACAGCAACCGGCACCGCCAACGCUGCUGCCAGCCCUGAGGAGGUGGUGGGAGGAGAGGAAGACGAGGAGGAGGGAGCCGGCGGCGUGGUGGAGGAGGAGGGUGAGAUGGUGGUGUUGCAGGAGGGGGGCAUCAUCAUGGAGGGGGAGGAGGGUCAAGUGACGCUGGUAGAGGCAGGGGGAGAAACAACGGAGGUGAGCUCCUAAUGGAGAGGAGGAGGCAGGCUGUGUGCGCUGUUCUGACCCUCCCCCCAUAAAGACCUGAACCCAGCGUGAAAGACCUCCAUGUACGAGGAGAGGGCGCACCGAUGGAGGGAGGAGUUCAGCUCGGCACCGUAUGGAGUCCCCGGAUAAUUUGAUGUAGAAAUACAUUUCAUUUCUUUUUCCAAAACACCUCCUAUAAAGGGAUCCAAAAUGGCUGCUGCAUGAAGGAAAUGGACGGCCUCGGGAGGAGGGGGGACCUCGUUUGUCAUAACUGCGGUUCAUCUGUUGGCAGCCAUUUGUGUUUCCUGAAAGUCGCUUUAACACCCAGCUUUCCUCCCCGCCUGGCGCUGAUGAAGAGGAGGCCAGAUGUUUUUCCCCUUGAUAAAUUAUCCCAGUUAAACCCUCUGAUGCUCCUUUACUUAACGCCCUGUUUGUUCUGACCUGGGUCCACGCUGUGCGGCCUGGCACCAUCCACCAGAGGGCGCUGUGAAAGGAUUGCUUGGACACUACCGUCUGCAUCUGUUUGUUCUUCCGAUGUGACCUCAUCAUUGAACGUUUCCCCUUCGCUUCAGGAGAAUGACACAAGGAGCAUCUUGACUAAUUUCCUGUGCAUCAUUUGCUUUUUUGUUUUGAAUAUAGGAAAACUUGUGUUUAACCCCAGAGUGAGUCUGUGAAUCCUGACAUGAGCUGAACCAGGUCCAUGAUGGAAAGUGAAUGCCUUCGUUAAUUAUGAUGAUUGUUAUUUUCAGGUGGUUCCUGAAGGCGAUGUCACCUGAUCAGGGCUGACUGAAGUCACGUGAUGUGCUGAGGCUCUGAUUAAACCCCAAAGAUGAUCAGUUUAUUACAAUAAACGAAGGCUCUGCAAAGAUGUUGUACUUAGCUUCAUUUUGGAGGAUCUGCUCAUUUAAAGUGGACCUGCUCUGCUCUGUGAGCCACUCAAUAAUCCUUCCUUAUCUCAGUCUUAUCUUCGUCCUCUGUCUGAAAUUAGCUCUUUUAGCUCCUCCUCUUUAAGGCACCUGAUAGGCUGGACAGGAACAGAAGGUGGGUGUGUUGUCUGUGACAUCAUAGAGAUCCAAGGGUAGGAUGAGUUAAAAUGAGUGUUCAGCACAGUUUGAGCUUUGGACUCACAGGGAUCGCUGUCACACUGAGCUCAUUAUUAGAAGCUUUGGUCAUGUUUGACACGAACGUCCACCACAGAAGCAGGAGGUAACAGGAAGAAACAGGAGGGAGCAGGAAGAAACAGGAGGUAACAGGAAGUAACAGGAGGGAGCAGGAAGUAACAGGAGGGAGCAGGAAGUAAGGGGAAGCGGAGCAUGUCCACUUUAAAAAGAUGCGUCGGGCUGGAGAUAAAGCGACUGCCUUUGUUGGUGCGUUUAUGAACAGUUGGCUAUCUGAACUCUUCAGUUCGAGCUGCGCUUCAGUACAGCUAAAACCACAUCUGUGUCAUGCCUGUGUCUGCUGGACCUUGUUAGAUCACCAUGUUGGAGCAGAAAGACCAUCUUCUCUGCUGAUUACAUCACAUUUUGAUGAUGUCACAUUUGAGUAUGGAGGAGAACUCGUUAAAGUUUGGUGCGGUGUCUUUUUGGACGGGCAGCUGUACAGCCAUCACUGCUGCAGCGUUUCUUUAUCAUUUUAAGUUGUUUGAUCAUAAAUACCGAGAUUAACUUCUUCCUGUGUAGCCCUCAGUCAGGACAGCCCGUGCAAGGCGACAGUAAGCUCCUCCCACCCUUCUCAUCAGUGGUAGCAUUUGAAAAACAGUCUGAAGCAAAUUUUUCAAAUGUUUCCAACUCGUGCUCAAGAUUUUCAUCUCAUUUAGCUGCGUGUAAUCAAACAGCUGUCCUACAGAAAAGCUUCUUCAUAAUUCAUACAGUUCCUGUUAGACGCCAUGUAGCACUUCCUGACGGGGGGGCAGAUAGUGCUAAAUGCUAACUCAUACCUGGCAAAGGAAAAGAUGAGUGGAGGGGACCAGCAUCACAGGUCAGGUGUUCCUACAGCUCAGAGAGAAGUGUCAGCCAAUCAGCUGAGGCUCACCUAAGCUGGGGUGGGAUCUUACCUUUAUUACUCCAGUACCACUCACCCUGUCAUUUUAGAGACAGGUGAUGUCACACCUGAGACUGUAGGUGUUCUUGUGUGAAAGGCUUCUGUUGGCCGAGUCCAGCCCAGUCUGCUCCCUUAUUGGUGCCUACCUAUGAACCUACCUGUGCCCUCUCCCUCACCUGCAUGUUUUCACUUAUUUUUAUAAGCUCAGUGAUGACGACUUUUUUUCUAUGUAUAUAUAAAGUUGUAUUUUUGUAAACUGUACCUGAAUGCUUAACGAUGAUGAUGAUGGCUGCCUGCGUACCUGUGAUCUCAGGUGUAAACGCUUCUUUCUUUUAAUAAAAGCUUGUUUUAUAAGCCA
Archocentrus centrarchus (flier cichlid) is the source of this 3927-nucleotide messenger RNA. It is a transcript of the gene gabpb2a, whose product is annotated as GA binding protein transcription factor subunit beta 2a. The transcript is spliced from 8 exons. The record is from RefSeq and is a predicted model, not a curated record. Lineage: Eukaryota; Metazoa; Chordata; Actinopteri; Cichliformes; Cichlidae. Gene Ontology annotation, cellular component: nucleus. Bases 252 to 1532 code for a protein of 426 amino acids. Gene Ontology annotation, molecular function: transcription cis-regulatory region binding; protein binding. Gene Ontology annotation, biological process: positive regulation of transcription by RNA polymerase II.